ACCGGCGGUAGCACGCGAAUUGAGUUUGUUGUGCAUUCAAUUUAAAUAAGACUUAAAAUGCGCUUUGCUCAAAUUAUUGUUGGACCUGCGGGUAGCGGAAAGUCGACAUAUUGCAGCUUCAUGCAACAACAUGCCAUGGACAGCAAGAGAAACAUUCAGGUUGUGAAUUUGGAUCCGGCUGCAGAACAUUUUAACUACACACCGCUGGCGGAUAUUCGAGAGCUGAUACAUUUGGACGAUGCCAUGGAAGAUGAGGAGCUGCACUACGGCCCAAAUGGUGGCUUGAUAUUCUGCCUAGAGUUUCUCAUCGAGAAUCAGGAUUGGCUAAAGGCGCAACUGUGUGGAGGCGAAGAUGAAUUGAUGUUGGGUGAACCCGAUGAUGAUUAUAUACUCUUCGAUAUGCCCGGUCAAAUAGAGCUGUUCACACAUCUGAAGAUGGGCAAACAGUUGGUACAGCUGCUGGAAUCUUGGAACUUUCGCACCUGCGUUGUCUUCUGUCUGGACUCACAGUUUAUGGUAGAUGGAGCCAAGUUUAUAUCGGGCACAAUGGCUGCACUGAGUGUGAUGGCCAACAUGGAGCAACCUCACGUAAAUGUGCUAACCAAGAUCGACCUGUUGAGCACCGAGGCGCGCAAGCAGCUAGAACUCUAUUUGGAACCAGACACACAUAAUCUAAUGGGAGAGCUGACAAUUGGCACAGCGUUUGGUGAGAAAUAUCGCAAGUUAACCGAAGCUAUUGGAUCGCUCAUUGAGGAUUUCAGUUUGGUUCGCUUUUUCCCACUAGACACGGAGGACGAGGAGAGCAUUGGUGAUCUUUUGUUACAGAUCGAUAGUAUUUUGCAAUUUGGCGAAGAUGCUGAUGUGCAAGUGCGCGAUUUUGAUGAACUGGAGGAAAACGAAGAACAAGAAGCGGAUAUGUAAUUUAGCCACAUUAAUUAAUGUAAAUAAAUUAGAAUAAAUACAAAUAUAGAAAAAAUU
Molecule: messenger RNA, 978 nt
Organism: Drosophila innubila
Lineage: Eukaryota; Metazoa; Arthropoda; Insecta; Diptera; Drosophilidae
Product: GPN-loop GTPase 3
Exons: 3
Coding region: 58-921 (287 amino acids)
Molecular function (GO): GTPase activity
Source: RefSeq, a predicted model, not a curated record